Ostertagia ostertagi is the source of this 1842-nucleotide messenger RNA. The record is from the annotation of a GenBank genome assembly. NCBI's taxonomy places the organism in Eukaryota, Metazoa, Nematoda, Chromadorea, Rhabditida, Trichostrongylidae.
AAAGCCUACACAGUGCCUGAGCAUGCGCGCUGUGUCGUCAAAGUUCUCGACGCUACCCGUCACGUCAAACUUGACGGCAAGUAUAAACCUAAGAAAAACCGCACGAAAUUCAUUAAAAGUGAAAUCGAACGAGCAGAUCUUCAAUUCACUCGGUUUUUAGAUAAACCUAUUUCACAUCUGAAACGUAAACCGAUCAAACGAAAUAGGGAAUGGGUUGGCGGCUUCCGGUUAGCCAGAGCGAAAAGGGAUGUCAAGGUCGUGAAUCGUUCUUCCUACAACCUUGCCUCGCCUGGUGGCGACACAUUCUUCUCCAAGAUAGUCCGACAGACGGCCAAGACUAUUCGCAAAUUCAAGAAUAAGGAUGGUGGAACUCAGAAGGUGAGCCCGACAGAUGAAUCGAAUUUCAGUUGGCGUUCUGCGAUUCAGCGCAUCACACACAUCGGUAAGGAGGCCCGUGAGAUGGCAAAGCGCAGAAAAGCGCUAAAGAAGCGACUUCGAGCAAUGAUUGACAACACUCCGGACAAGUUUCAAGAUCCUAGAAAACCUCUGGCGAUGAAUCAGAUGGAAAUGGAAGAUGAAGAAUUAGCUUUGAAAAAGAAGAUAGGAAAGGAGAAAAAUGAAGAGAUUCGAGUUCCGAUGAGAUUACUCCGAGAGUCAAUCAAGAUUGCCUUGGUAGCAGCUGGCAAAAAUGUGACUAAUUUCGACAAGAAGACGCUCAAGAUAUUUUCACCUAGAUUUUUGAGCGUGGUACCUGAACAAGACACGGACGAUCUAUUCAAUCUGCUUUCGCCGUCACUGUUCUCAAUUCAUGAAGAAGGAAGCGACGUUGAGAAAAAAAUGUCGAUUCCAAAUUUGGUCAAAGCAUUGCCCAACAAAGACCAAGAAGCCUGGCUUGACUUUAUCGUCGAGGCAGCUGGUGUAACUGAUGCCAUUGAUAUGACAGAGAAGAAACAAGAGGAGAUACGAGAGAAGCAAACACGCGGACCUGAUGGCACACCUCUUUACUUUACCAAGAAAAACGUCACAGAAAUCCUUGGCAACACCGAAAAACGAAAAAUCGAAACAUUCGAAGAGCUCGACAGGCUCUACACAAAAUCACAGACCUUGAUAAGCAGGGAUAUAGCUUUCCUCACAACCAAGCAGUUAGAUGUAGUCUACGGGCCGAACUCACCGUAUAAUAAGUCAGAUACACACCAACGACUCCACAAACUUCUUCGGAUGCACGACGAUCCACACCACCUCAUUGAAAAAGACAUUCGUUUGAUGGCGGAAGCAAAGAAGUUUCAAGUACGUAAGAGGGACAUUGUGUUGUCGCCGAUUAUACUGACGUGGCUCACAUUUCAAAGUGCAACAUUAUCCAAUGCUUGGGUCGUGCUCUCACCACUCGUGCUCUCACCUAUCACACUCUCACCUGCCGUGCUCGGUCCGAUUAUUCUCUCACCUUGGGUGUUCGUCCCGUUGGUGCUCUCACCUCGUGUCUUGUCGCCGCUGAUUGUCAAUCCGCUGGUGUUCUCACCAAUUGUCCUCUCACCACUAGUGCUCCAUCCGCUGAUUCUCGUCCCUGGUGUGUUCAAUCCAAUCGUUCUUUCACCGCUUGUACUUUCGCCACUCAUUCUUUCGCCUCAGGUUUUCACUCCUAUUAUCCUCUCACCUCUGGUACUUAACCCUCUCAUUUAUAACCCUAUGGCUGGAUCACCUUUGGUGCUAUCACCGUUCGUUCUCUCGCCAAUCAUUUGUUCUCCACAGUACCUCUUCGCUGUAGUACUUUCUCCAUAUGCGCUUUCACCGCUCAUUCAGUCCAAACUCAUUGCAUCGGAAGUCGUCAUGUCACCUAGUUGGCUU